This is a messenger RNA of Panicum virgatum (switchgrass), 3357 nucleotides long. Its product is annotated as two-component response regulator-like PRR37. The record is from RefSeq and is a predicted model, not a curated record. Gene Ontology annotation, molecular function: protein binding. NCBI's taxonomy places the organism in Eukaryota, Viridiplantae, Streptophyta, Magnoliopsida, Poales, Poaceae. The transcript is spliced from 10 exons. Bases 376 to 2613 code for a protein of 745 amino acids. Gene Ontology annotation, biological process: phosphorelay signal transduction system; cytokinin-activated signaling pathway.
CUGCCCACCUCGAUUUGCUCCACGUCAUCGCCCCCUCCCAAUAUUUAUCUGCUCCUUGUGUGGAGAUGGGCAACGACUCCCCCUCCGCCGCCGCAGGUCUCCGCCUCCGGCUGUCAUGCCACUGCCUUCUCCUCCGCCCUCCGUUUCCUGACUCAGCCGCCGCCCCAAGUUUAGCUUUUUGGCAAGGCACGACCUCCCUCCGUCCCUCCUCCAUUUGCUGACUCGCCUACACUAGAAAGUGGAUUUCUGAGUUGUUGGAUGCAACAGAGGUGCUCUCCAAGGCAAGCGUAACAUGUGCCCAACCAUCUAUUCAUUAACUCAAGACCUGCCUCGGAUCAAUCCCGCCACUUUCGUCUACCUCUUCGAGUCUGGCUGAUGGAAGGUGCCCGUCAGCAACCGGGCGUGGACGGACCUUUCCUCAGAGAUGCCAGACUGCUUGGGAACGGCGCCGUGGGUGUGGCUGGAGACUAUGGGCUCCAGCAGGGGGAGGACGACUUGAGGAGCAGUGAUCCGGAUGGCCCGCUCAGCGGGCCAACCGCUGGUCUGCAGCAGGGUGACAUGGAAAACCACCAGCAGGUCUGUUGGGAGCGCGUCCUCCAGAAGAAGACUAUCAAAGUCUUGCUCGUGGAGAGUGAUGAUUCAACUAGGCAGGUGGUCAGUGCCCUGCUUCGUCACUGCAUGUAUGAAGUUAUCCCGGCCGAAAACGGUCAGCAAGCAUGGAGUUAUCUUGAAGAUAUGCAAAACAGCAUAGAUCUUGUUUUGGCUGAGGUUUUUAUGCCUGGUGUAUCUGGAAUAUCUCUGCUGAGUAGGAUCAUGAGCCACAAUAUUUGCAAGAAUAUUCCAAUGAUUAUGAUGUCUUCGAAUGAUGCCAUGGGUACUGUCUUUAAAUGUUUGUCAAAAGGUGCUGUUGACUUUUUAGUCAAGCCUAUACGUAAGAAUGAACUUAAGAACCUUUGGCAGCAUGUGUGGAGACGGUGCCACAGUUCCAGUGGUAGUGGAAGCGAAAGUGGCAUUCAGACACAGGAGUGUGCCAAAUCAAAAAGCGGUGAUGAAUCCGAUAACAACAGUGGUAGCAAUGAAGACGAAGACGACGAUGACGCAAGCAUGGGACUUAAUGCAAGGGAUGGCAGUGAUAAUGGCAGUGGCACUCAAGCGCAGAGCUCGUGGACUAAGCGUGCUGUGGAGAUUGACAGUCCACAGGCUAUGUCUCCAGAUCAGUUAGCUGAUCCACCUGAUAGCACUUGUGCACAAGUGAUCCACCCAAAAUCGGAGAUAUGUAGCAACAGAUGGCUACCAGGUACAAACAGCAGGAACUUCAAGAAGCAAAAAGACACUAAUGACGUGGGGAAGGACUUGGAGAUAGGUGCCCCUAGAAAUUUAAAUAUGGAUCGUCAAUCUUCCCCAAACGAGAGACCCAUCAAACCAGCAGAAAACAAUUCAAAGGAGUCAAUGAUGGAAAAUUUGGAGGAGCCAACUGUUCGAGCUGCUGAUCUAAUUGGUUCGAUGGCCAAAAACAUGGAUGCCCACCAGGCAGCAAAAGCUGCAGAUGCCCCUAAUUGCUCUUCCAAAGUGCCAGAAGGGAAAGAUAUGAACCGUGAUAAUGUUUCGCCAUUACUUGAGUUGAGUUUGAAGAGGUCGAGAUCAUCUGCAGAUUGUGCCAAUACAGUCCAAGAUGAACAACGGAAUAUAUUAAGACGAUCAGAUCCCUCAGCAUUCACAAGGUACCAUACAUCUGUGGCUUCCAAUCAAGGUGGGACAGGAUUUGUCGGGAGCUGUUCGCCGCAUGAUAACAGCUCUGAAGCUAUGAAAACGGACUCUACUUACAACAUGAAGUCAAAUUCAGAUGCUGCUCCGAUAAAACAAGUCUCCAAUGGCAGUAGCAAUAACAAUGACAUGGGUUCCACUACAAAGAAUGUUGUGACAAAGCCUACUGCAAAUGAGAGAGUGAUGUCACCCUCAGCUAUUAAGGCUAAUGCACACACAUCAGCGUUUCAUCCUGUGCAUCACUGGAUGGUUCCAGCUAAUGCAGCAGGAAAAGUGAAGGCUGAUGAAAUGGCAAACAAUGCAACUAAGCAUGGUCACCCUGGUGAAGUGCAAAGCAACCUCGUGCAACACCCUAGUCAAAUGCUUUAUGUCCAUUUUGAUGUGUCACGGGAGAAUGGUGGGUCAGGAGCUCUGCAAUGUGGUUCCUCCAACGUAUUUGAUCCUCCACUUGAAGGUCAAGCUGCCAACUAUGGUGUGAUUGGGAGCAACUCAGGCAGUAACAAUGGAACCAAUGGGCAGAAUGGAAGCACCGCUGGUGCAAGUAUGGCUGCUGCAAAUGGUGAAAGGACAAACACGGAGAUUGCUAAUGGUGCCAUUGAAAAAGGUGGACCUGGAUGUGGCAAUGGGAGUGGAAGUGGCAACGGCAAUGACACAUAUGUGAAACGCUUCGCCCCAGCCAUUACACCCCGAGAAGCACGACUGAUGAAAUAUUGGGAGAAAAAGAAAGAUCGAAACUUUGGGAAAAAGGUAGCCUGUUUUCAAUUGAAUGUUUCUAUAGGCAGUGAUUUAGGACCUUCUCAUUUGUUUCAAAGGAAUUAUAAACAUUAUGUUUCUACUGCAAAUAGGUAAGUAUAAUUGAAAUACAUUAUGCUCAGAGAUUACGAGCCUAACUUCUUUUACUUGAUACAGCUGUGCUGUGGAUAUGUCUUUUCGGAAAUUUGAUUAAUUGUUACUCUCAACAUUUUGUGGCAUACCUGAAAUAAGCUACGAAGAAAUGAUUCUGUAUUUUUGUUUCCCCUUCUUUGUUUGUGUAUGAUGUGUUUGAGAAAGCUUUGGUUAGGACCGGUUUCUUUCUGAUGGCUGUCUGCCAUUUUCAGGUGCGGUACCAGAGCAGAAAGAGGUUGGCCGAUCAGCGGCCACGGGUCCGUGGACAGUUCGUGAAGCAAGAUCAGGGCAGACGGGAAGGAGCUGGAGAUAGAUGACCCCCCUGGUGUGGCUCCUGCUCUGGCAUGACUGCAUUGGACUCCAAACACUUGACAAUUAUACAGUUGAUCCUUCAUUCCCAUCAUUGGUUUCUCCACAUUCAGUGUCUACUACCUACCCUAGAAAGAAUAAACAACGAACUCCUAUCAAUCAGUCCCCGUAAGCAUGUAGAGGAGGAAGUGCAUGGGCUGUAAUUCUACGUGCGGAUUCAUGCUCGCUCCUAUGUAACUAAGCAUGUACAAGUGUACUCGUAAUGUCUGAACCCCAGUACUGUUGUGUGUUGUCAUGGUUUGGUCUUGGGUCAAUUGUCAACAGAAUGCACUGCGCAGCAGUUGGCUUGCUGCUGGUGCGGUGCGUCAGUUUCAGUCAAUAUAUGUCAUCUUUGCGUAC